Penicillium malachiteum is the source of this 705-nucleotide messenger RNA. RefSeq lists its product as uncharacterized. The record is from RefSeq and is a predicted model, not a curated record. The transcript has 2 exons. Lineage: Eukaryota; Fungi; Ascomycota; Eurotiomycetes; Eurotiales; Aspergillaceae. The annotation marks the transcript as partial.
AUGGUGUAUACCAGUAUCCUCUCCAUGUCGGUCUUUACUUUCGUCUUCCGCGCCCUGCCUUUCCCAUUUGCCUGGAGACGCAGGUCUUCAACAAGUAGCAAAGGCAAAGAAAAAGAAUCAAACCUAGACCCUGACUCGGUAUGGGAUCUCGAUCUUCAUUUUUCCGAGAAACCACUCGCCACCCUGCCCUCGGAACCCAAAUUACCACUCACAUCCCUGCACCGUGACGUCUCCCACACCCUGCAUAUAGCGGUGAAGCAAAGUCCAGACCAAACAAACCCCCACAACCUUGAAUCAGAACUCGGCUUCUCAUUCGAAUACCCGGAAACAAACUCAGGUUCGGUUUCUCCCCGCUCUCGGGUGAAGUCUCGAGCGGAAUCCCGUCCCUCCGUGCUGGCUCGCGAGGUCAGCUGGGCGAAUAUAGUUCGCAGUCGAUCCCGCUGGACAAAUGAACAAGAAAAAGAACUUCUUCGAGCAGAGAAGCAAUUGGCCCGGUGUCAAAAAGCUUGGAGUUCGGAACAGGAGCUUUGGAUCUCAUAUGUUCAAGACCUAAGCGAGGAAAAAGAGGCUCAUGAGAGCUUCAUGUCCAUGAGAAUGAGACAACAAGAGGAUGAGCGGAGCCAGUUCCGCAAGGCAUGGAAACGACGUCGAUCCCUGGAGGAAUCGCUCGCACUGAAGGAAAAACAACUCACUCUUACCGUAAAG